This is a messenger RNA of Clonostachys rhizophaga, 2688 nucleotides long. Lineage: Eukaryota; Fungi; Ascomycota; Sordariomycetes; Hypocreales; Bionectriaceae. The record is from the annotation of a GenBank genome assembly.
AUGACUUCCGGCUACAAAAUCAACAAGCCGUAUGUGCUCGCCACUCUACCCAGGCCGCUGCACCAUACCGGUGGGCGGAUCGCAGCUCGCGAGGUGUACGCCCAGAAAGAUGGUGUGAAGAGGAAGAGGACCGAAUUGGCUGUCGGUGUUGACGGAGAGACGACCAGCAUCUACGAUGUCCCGGCCUCUCGUUUAAUCACUUCAUACCCUAUCCCUCCCCAGGACUCGUUCACUUGUCCCCCAUACUCGAUUAGAAUACGACGCACAGGCAGCAGUGAUGUGUCUCGGUAUACCUUCAUUGCAACGAACGAUGGCGCCUCUCAGAAAAUCACAUUGUUCAGAGAUGUUGUUCACCGAGACGGGAAGACGAGCUCAACCACCAAGACUCAGACCUUGCGAACUUCGCCUGUCCGAUACAUUACUACUGCGUACGCAGCAUCAGCGACGUCUGCCGUUGGCGAUCUGGUAGUUGUUUGCGAGAAUGGAGAGGUUGUCUGUCUCACUGGGGAGAGCCUCGCUAUCCAAUGGAACUCGGCCUCUCGAUCCAUUGUGCAGGACGUUUCUGCCGGGACGAUCGAUGAGUUUACAAUUGAGCAUGUCACGUCGGGGUCCAUUUCAAAUUUCACUGAGGGAGUUUUCAAAGGACGCCCUGAGGUUUUUGCCGCACUACCAAGAAAUGCAAACUCCGACCCUACGCUCUUGGCAAUGGUAUCUCGAAGUUUGAGUGAAGGCCUUGUGACGAGGCGCUUGGUUGUUCUAGCCAUCCUGUCCGGGUCCGCCCCUGGUGCAUCUGAGCUCCAGAGAUUGACGCCGUUGGAUGUGUCCCCGAUCGUUUCAGCAGAAACCCAAUCGAAGGAAAGCCCGUCCUACCAGUUCGAUUCUCAGUCUGGCAUUCUACUCCAGUUGCAAGAGGGUGCUCUGAGUGUCUUCGAUAUCAGCGCUGCGCUUCCAAAGCUGAAGUCUGUCAUUCCUAUGGAGGAUGCGCAGUCCUUCACUCGCUUGUCACGCCCAUUCGUCCUGUCCUGCUCGAACGGCUCCUUGGAACUCUACAACUACCAAUACCGCUCUGUCCAUGCCCAAUCCACACUCGACCUAUCAGAUCUGCCCCCGGAGAGUGAUGGAGAGCGAAGCUGCCAGUUGAUUGCAUACAUGCGAAGUCAAGACCUCGCUGUGGCUCUGGUAGACAAUGUUCUGGUCUCGAUCCACGUCGAACCCCCCAAGAGCCACGGAAAGCGUCGCAGGACCGGUCUCCUUAUCGACUCCAUUGGCCGUGGGACCGCAGUAGAAAUCCCCGCCAAGAAGCCCAGGGCCGACGACAAACCUUCCUACUUUUCUCACACCCUUCCUGGAACCAUUACCGAGACUUACCUCGCUGAAUUCCAUGCCGCUGUUGAAGAAGCCGACAAGCUCCUGAGCAAGAACAAGGUUUUGGAGUGGGAAGAGGAACUACGCAAACGAUUCUACGUCGAUCUGGAUACAAGCACUGGCGUGGAACCAGAGGCCGCAGAGUGGAAUUGGCAUCAAGAACACUCUACAUAUCCAUCCGUGGACCGAAGAUGGGUCAUCUACGCGAUUGGCCAGGUUUUCUCGGCCGAGAAGGUCGAGUCAGUGGAGUCGCGACUAAAACUCCGGCCCGUCCUCCCAGACAGCAACGUGACGACAUACCUCGCCGUCGCUGGCCACCUGACGCUAUCGAACCUGAAAUCAGCAUUCAGAGAGGAGCUGGAAGUGGGCAAGGAGAGCGGCGAGGCCUUGGCGGCCGACUUGAUCGUCUGCCUUACCGAGGCGGACCCCUCCAUGACGCUACUGUACAACUACCUGCGUGCUACAAAGCUGGGCGAGUCUGAGGUCCUGCUGGCUAUCCGGGCACUAAUGCGCAGCAUGGAUCUCAUCCCGGAUGCGAACAAGCCGAAUACGAAACUGCUCAAGAACGAGGCCCACCAGGAGACUGAGGAGGAUGACAUGGAGCUCGACGACCUGGAGCGCAAGAUCGCAAUAAGCGAACACUACCUGGGAGAUGACAGCAGCGUGCGCUCGAGAGGUCUCACCUUGGCCUUUGCCAAACUGUGGCGCCUUCCUUCAAGUAAGACGGUCAAAGCCUUGCGGUCAACCUUGCAGGUCGGGGAGAUCCUAUCCCUCCUUCACUUACUCAGGGUCGAGCUGGUGCAGGGCGCAUGGACCUCGCUGUACUUGGACCCCACGAGCUUCGACUCGGAGGGCAACGAGCCGCCGCCAGACGGUGUCAUCGCCCUCAUCUCCGACCUCCUGGGCCGCUGUCUGGAUGCCGUGGGCUCAGGUGGGUGGCUGCUCAACGACGCCAUGGCAGGCGCGGACAACGAAGACACUGGUGACUUCAUCACGGCGCUCAAGCUCGAGGUCGCAGCCGCACUCGAGGGCGUCAAUGAAGUCGUCAAGCUCCAGGGUUAUGUCAGCGAGUCGGUAAGAUACGGCCUCGCAGCCCAGAAGAGCGGCGUCGCCCGCCAGACCUGGAACACUAACAAACCCAUCACGAUGCACAUGGAGGGGCGGGAGUCACGGCUGAUGCCCCUCGGCCUGAAGGUCAAGGCGUUGCCGACCAAGGAGAAGGUCGUGUCUGGAGGCGAGGUGGUGCAACGAAGCAUGCGUGAGACCGGACACCUGAUCAGCCAGAAGGUGGAGGCCUACUCGCUGGAGAAGUUGGUUAUUUGA